CACAAUAACAUUCUACAUGUGCCCCUGUAUAAUCUACUGUAAACUGUUCUCUUCCUCUUUUUGUGUUUAGAAUGAUGAUACAUCUAUGACAUCUGUGUUUUGGUUAUGACGGAUGACUUUAGGACUUGUGUAUGGUUUUGAGAAGUUAUUAACUUUCUGGAGGUAUUUUCUUGUGUAGUUUUGAGUGUCUUUGAAAGUCUCUGAACACUGGAUUCUGAUUCCUUGUGAAGGAUGGUAGAUUUUAUUUGAUGCCUGGCUAAAGAUCCUCAUUUUUGACCGCCGGGGCCCAGCCCAUGAUGGCAGAUAGAUGACGAUGUCAUCACGUGAGGAGGGUUUUCGUGGCGGGCGUGAAUCACACCAGGGCGACCGUCACGUCACCUCCCGUCAUGACCCACUUGCGCGCAAACACGACGCUCUAGACGUGCACGGGCGGAAACAUGAAGCGCUUGAUGUACACGCCCACAAGCAUGAUGCUCUUGACUUGCACGCACACAAGCAUGAUGUUCUUUCGGGCAAACAUGGCUCACGUGACAGAAAUGACACGGGUAAAGAUACAGAGGAGGGUCCCCAUAGGCCUCACCGGGGGGGCUCAGGCCACCAGCGUAGCCGGGAACCAUCUGGGAGUUCCCCAAGAGACGAAGAGCCAAGUUCGAGUAAAACCCGAGACGCAAGUGUUGAGACAGUAGACCGUGGGGUCGGCCCCACCCCUGCCCCUCCACCGACAUCUCAUGUGGAUCCAAGAUCUUUCCCGCCCUCAUAUUAUGGUCAUACUUCUAGUUUCCUUGACCCUCGUAACGGGCUAGAAUCGUCUUCUCCAUACGCUGCUGCUGCUGCCGCUGCCGCUGCUGCUGCUGCUGCUAAUCCUUAUGGUUUGCCCGGUUUCCCAUUUUACAAUGUGCCAUAUGGAAUCAACCCGCCCCUGCCGCUAAACUCACAGACAUUGGAGGGCCGCUACAACUGGCCCCCUCUCUCCUUCCACCAUCCCAUGACUGGAUUGCCGACAAGCCCGUCUCACUCGGAUGUGUCGACGCUGUACGGGUUGCGAAGUCCCAUGGCCCCGAAUGAAUCCCUGACAGCUCUUGCUUCUAGACUUCACUGGGACCAGCUACGACAAAACUACCUUAGUCCCCUCUCAGGGGCCCGCCGUUACAGCCCCGCCACAUUACAAGGAGCAGGUUUUGGUAGUGGUGUUGGUUAUGCACAGGAGUACCGUGGAGGAUUCAGUCCCUAUGGCCACCACAGCAUGUUCACCGAUCUUCCCCCCACCCCAGGCAGUGGCAGUGUAACACUACCUGGGUCUAUCGACCCCAUUUUUUUUGCAGGUUCACGUCAGACUAGUCCCCGGCACAGUAUUAUCGGCAAGAGCAGUCGUAAGCGCGCACUCUCCCACUCUCCUAUCUCCGACUACCUCGACAUCCAGAGCCUAACGCGCAGUUCCGAGGGCUCCUUACAACUCACGCCACUCCUCGGAGCUCAUUCAGCUUCCCGUAGUUCUAGCGCGGCUUCCGGGUCAUACGGACAUCUCUCAGCAGCUUCCCUUGGAGCCAUGAGCCCAGCCAACCACCCACAGAUGCCAACCAACCCCUACCUCAGGCCAGGGCCAGGGGGUAACCUUCCCACCCCGCCUUUCUUCCACCCAGGGAUGCCUGCGUUCCUUGGGCGUGUCUCAGCACCCCCGGGCUCACACCUGAUGAUGCCUCCCUCUUCCCAGGGUCACUCGGGACCCGGGUCAGCCGGCAUAAUGACGCCCCAGGGUAUACCACAGAAAACUGAAACACAGUCUCAGAUCAGCACAACCACAAAAGACGCCAGUAGCGGGGUUGUCAGCAGUACGGUGGAGCCAGGUUACCAUGAGAUGAAGGGUCGUACGAAGAUUAAGGCAGAAAAGGAACCAUACCAUCCACAUACACUUCCCAGAGGUCCGUACGAAGGAGAUGAGAGCAAUGAUGGUGAGGACAAGCCAAUGGGGGAUGGUUCCCUGCUCGCAGGCCAUAUACCUCAAGAGGGGGAACCAGACUUUGUGGAAACCAACUGUCACUGGGAGGAAUGCAGCAAGGAGUUUGAUACACAGGAUGAACUCGUCAAGCACAUUAACCAAGACCAUAUCCAAGCCAACAAAAAGGCAUUUGUGUGUCGAUGGAUGGAGUGUAGCCGGGAAGAAAAGCCGUUCAAGGCCCAGUACAUGUUAGUGGUUCACAUGAGGCGACACACAGGAGAGAAACCCCACAGAUGCACGUUUGAGGGCUGUUUGAAGGCCUACUCUCGACUGGAGAACCUUAAAACCCAUCUCCGGUCGCACACGGGUGAGAAACCAUACAUGUGUGAGUUCCCUGGAUGUACGAAGGCCUUCAGUAACGCUAGUGACAGGGCCAAACACCAGAACAGGACACACUCUAAUGCUAAACCAUACGUGUGUAAGGCUGUAGGUUGCACCAAACGCUACACAGACCCAAGCUCCCUGCGUAAGCACGUUAAGACCGUGCAUGGGCCAGAGUUUUACGCAAAUAAGAAGCACAAAGGGGAGGGAACCCAGUCUUGUAAACAGGAGAGAAAAGAAGACCCAGACCAGCCAAAGGAUGACACAGAGGAGGGACGAGCCCAGGUGGAACAGUGUACGUCAGUAGGCUCCACACAGAUAGCCGGCGGGGAGAGGCGCAGCUCACAGGAUACAGUGGGCUCGGUAAUACAGCAGCACCCUAGUCCCCAGAGCAGCCCAGAGGUGAAUGUCACAAACAACUUGAAGAUGGAAGUUGAGGAUCAUAUGACCUCUGAUGACCUUGUAACCAUGGUGACAGGAGUGGGUGGGGAGCUGGAGGAGGAUGUGGACAUACCUGAGCCUGACGAGGCUGAUGUUCCUGGUUCAGACAACCUUGUUGUUGUCCGCCAGAACCGAGUCAACGUCAGUCGCACCCUCCAGAAACGCCAUCUACAGAAAAACCUUGCUCUUCUACCUCCUGUCGGACAUAAUAAAGUACGUAAGGAUGGCAGCGGGCCUCUACAGACAUCUCUCACUGAUCUCAAACCACCGGCGGCUCCCAACCACACCAGCAAACGUAUCUCUGAUCUCCAUGGUGAAUCUCACAGUGGCAACUUCCGUUCACGUCGUGAUAGCAAUACGAGCACGCUCAGCUCCUGCUUCAGCAGUCUACGUUCUGACAACAGCCCCAACCCUUUCGGUAGUCUGGCCUCCAGUAGACGCAGCAGCGAAGUGUCAACCAAUCGUCUCAGUAUUACCAACUCUCCGUACGAGUAUGACAUAUCUGGGAAUCGGCCGUACCACGCACGAGGCUCGUGUAACAGUGACAGUAGUGCUAACAUGAGCCACAUGGAGGCACAGUUUCAGAAAACCAACCUUGGAAGUCAGUCCAGUAUUCCGCAAGUGCAGCCAAACAAUUCUAUGAACAUGUGUUCACCAAGCACAAAGUUUCAACAGGAGCGAAUAGCGAGAUUCCUUGCUGCGAGGCAAGAUAUAGGUAGUGCGCGUAAUAGCUCAACCAGCACUCCGUCCCGGACACCAUUACCACAUGAACUGAACAGGGAUGCAAGAAGGGCCAGUGACCCGGUAAGGGCCAUGGAUCAGAACUAUAGUGCAUCUGCUAAGCAGAUACAGAGAUUCCAUAGCUUAAACAUGGGUAAACCUCUGCCAGUUCCCCCUCAGGGUAUGAAGUCAUUACGACACAAGUCUGGCUCGUUUAAUUCAUCACGGAGUAGCAUAGCCACUGACCCAGAUCCUAGUGAUUUUGAGCUUUUGGAUACUGACAAUGAAGCGGGAUUAGAGGAGAAAAUGCUGGAGGAUAGUGAAGAUAUGAUUAUUCCCGAUGAAAUGAGGAUGUUUCUCAAUGAGCGUUAUGGUGAAAAUCAUUCAUUGUACUCUUAUGAUCCUAAUGCAUUGACAGAGUCAGAGAUUAGUUUCUUACAACAUGGUGGCCAUAUGCAUGGUGGAAAUGGUGUGAAUAAUUCUUCUCAGCCUCUUGGUGUUGGAUUUAAUCAGAAUUCUCAUGAUGGAUCUAACAGUGGUAACCAGUUUUCAGGAAAUAAUUCUAUGCAAGGAAUGCCUCCUAACUUUUACUGUGGGAAUCCUAACAUGCCUGGCGCAUUAGGAGGCCCAGGUUCCUGUGCUAAUCCUGGGAUGGAUAACCAGGCGCCAAGGAUGAACAAUGGUGAACCAUUAACUAUACAACAGCAGUUAUCACGGGAAAACACUGCAGCAUGGGUGCAGAGACAAAAUAUUGACAGUUUGCCCCAAUCCCCAAGUGUUUUUCCUGCGCUGGGUUCUCCGCGGGAGAAUCUGUCCCAUCCUCCUGGUGGAAAUAUGCCACCUCACAUGCAAAGAAAAGAUGGGGGCAUGCCCCACAGAAACUGGAUGAAUAAUAACAUGAACACAAACAUGCAGAUGAAUGCCAUGUCAAAUAAUAUGAACAUGAACAAUGGGAUGCAUCCGAUGAUGUCAAGUCCUGUACCUUCAAAUACCUCUGUACCUCACCCACCCCUUACACCAAAGUCCAACCAGAAUGUGCCUCACAACCAUCAUAAGAUUAACCAAUCACAAAUAAAUCAAGCACCCAAUAUGAGAUUGAACAAUAAUCCUAUGGGGGUUAACAUGCCCCACCCACCCCCAGUGACAAAAACUGAACGCCGGAGUCCACAGGUUCAAGUUCCACAUAUAAGUCAAUCUCAAAUUCCCCCCAGAGCGAAGGCAGCACAUAGAAACCAGAUGGUGCAGCAACAACAACAGCAGCAUCAACAACAACAUAUGUCUCCUGGGCAACAACAAAUACCACAACAACAGCAACAACAGUCGAACCAAAAUAAUCCUUAUAACAUGAAUAUGAUGGGUAACUUUCCAAAUAAAAUGUUCUACGGCUACGGGCCAAUGACAAUGCAGCAGUACCAGUUUUAUCAGCAACAACAACAGCCACAGCAGCAGCAUCAACAACAGUUCUUAAACCCCAUGGGUAAUAACAACAUGGGAAACGUUCCAUUUAAUGGACCUGCCAACAAUAUGGGAUAUAAUCCAAACUGUCAACAAAGCACAAGGGAGCAGCAGUCUCAGUUUAGUAAGCUUGAGAUGUCCCCCGGGUGUAACCAGGUAACCAGCUCCACGGAUAUCGUACAACGGAGACAAGAGCCUGAGGCGCCACCUAUCGAAAACUUUAUGGAUAACCUAAACUCAAUAUCUGCGGAGAACUUUAUGGAUAAUAUCAAUUCUAUAUCACAGGAAAACAUGAAUGUAUAUAAUAGUCAGUCAGCUGUGAGUAACAGGUCAAAUUCGCAAGCGUCUCGAUAUAGUGCCGCAUUGAUGAACACGUCCAAUAUGGUGGUGAACGAUAUGAGCUCAACAAUGCUGCAACUCGCAGAGGAAAACAAAUAUUUUAGUAGAAGACAUUGAUAGGAACUCAUUUUCUCAUGCAUUUUGUUUUUGCUGGUGUUCAAAGCUUUUACCUCAAACAAUUUGAGAUCUUAUUUCUAUCCAUUUUUCAUACUUAAAUAUACAAGUUCAUUCUAUCAAUAUGUGUAUCAUUUUUUUAAUAAUCAGUAAAAACAAAAAAAUACAUUAUUUAAAUAAAAAUAAGAAUGAGGAAAAAGGAACUUUAUAUAAGCAGGAGUUAGAUAUGAAUAAAUGGCCUGAAAUCCAGAUUAAUGGGUAAAUUUUGAAAAUGUGCAAAUUUUAUGUUGUUAAAUAUCGUUUUAGCUUGUCUGUUUUUCGAUGAAAAAAGUCUUAAGAAUUGUCAUAGCCUGGGUAUUUCAGAAGUCAUUGGUGUGCAUACUUUAGCUUUGGCCAUAACUCAAAAACAAUUAUAGAUAUUGGAAUGAAGCUUGGUACAAGUGUUGCCAAAGACAAUAUGCAAAUGUCAGUGGUCAAAAUAAGUACAAGCCUGCAAGCCCUGCACUUGUAAAAUGCUUUCGGGGCUUGCACAAUGUCUGGGUUUUAUACAGCAGGUCAUUCAAAAAUGUAAUGCCAAGCAGUAAUAAACAAACUCAGGCUUGUUCACCAAAAAGACUAAUUUCCAUGACUGAUAUGUCCAGCAAAGCCCAUAACUCUGGCUUUGAUAAUAAUUUAAGUUAUGCUCUUUUUUUUUACUUAAAAAGAAAAGAAAAGAUGGGCGUUGGUGUUCAUUCCGCGACUCUCUUGUUUUAAUAUGAUAUGUUGUUUGCAUCAUUGAAGGGCUUCUUUCUUGUUAAUGGAAUGUUCAAGACCGACAUACAUCAAGGUUUAUGUACAUGUACGUGGUUAAUGUAUUGAUAAUACAAUUAAAACUGUUAUUUUUGAUGAUCAUUGUUAUUUAGGAACUUAUUAAAAUUUGUAAAUAAUUCUUGAACUGCAUUUACUAUUGAAGACUUCAAUGUUAUAUCGGUGUACAUAUUCAUUGCAAUUGUGGACUGAGAUUUUUACCGGUAAUUUCUAUUGUGUUCAAGUUUUUAUUGUUUGUUAGGCACAGGUUCUAAGUGAAUUUAAAGAUACUAGUGUGUGUGUUGUUACGAGUUACAACACAUUAAGCGUACAUUUGAUUAUGAUAGAACCACAGAAGAUAUACAUACCUAUUACAUGAGAUUUUAAACAUUAUUAUCUUGUUAAUCAGAACACAUGACUUAAUAAUUUUUGCGCAAUGAGGUUUCAUGUAUUUUUACGUAAUUUUCUCCGAAAUAUAAGAUUGAUUAUGGAAAUUUUUAAAAUUUGCGGAAUAAAAACUGCGUGCAAUCUGUAACUUGAAUCUCACUGAUUUUCAUGCCAAUAGUUCAGAUAUUAUUUGGGAAUUUUGGAAUGAAAUUCCAAGAUUUUCUUUCUUCUUUUUUUGUGUUAUGCAUGCGAUUAUGAAGUUUAUGAGAUUAAACAUAAGGAAUCUCAUGUUAUAAAAGUUAAGAAUAUACUAGUACUGUUUUCUUUUCAUUCAUGUUUAGGUUGUUUUCUUGAAAAUUUCAUGAUCUUAUGAAUGUUAUUUGUUUUUGUCUUAUUUUGUUUGUUUUUUUGUUUUCUGUAUAAAUUGAGAUUUUAUCAAAUAAUCAAACAAUUUUAAAUACGGUAGAUCUUAUCAGUACGGUAAUGAAACAUGUAUAGGAGGAGUAAUAGGACUUUUCAUGAAACAUCUUAAGUCAGGUCUUUACCAAUACUGACGGCAUCUUCUUCAUAUCUUAGGGCCAAUGAGAGUGGUUCACAAUUGUUGUCCAAAAAAUAAUUUCAACUAAUAUUGUAGUAUCUUCAGAAUUUCUUAAAAGAUUUUUAACGUUUUGAUUUGAGAAGAUCAUUUUUAUGUUAAAAAAACUUUUACACUUCUUUUAAUCUAUCAAUUGUUUUUGUAAGAAUUGACAUUAAGUUUGGAAUUGAUUAUAUGUUCUAUAAAAUCUGUCCCUGAAGCACAAUACAUGUACUUUUCACAUAUCAUCGAAAAUAUCAGUGCCUUAAUCUUUAUAAAAAAUUUCCCUAGAAGAGAAUAAGUAUUUGAAAAGAUAAAAGAAUGGAAUAAUGUUUGUUUCUUUAAGAAUACAAUAUGGUAACUCUUGCAUACAAAAAUAGGUUUAAUUGUUUGUUGUUGUUUUUUCUUGUUUUCAAAAAUAAAUUUUGGAAUUAAAUUUUGUGAAAUUGGGGACAAGUAUGUUUUAGCUUUGGGAAUCGGGUCAAAUUUUGGCUCCAAAAAGUUGGGAAAAAAAACACAGAUGAAAGGCUUGAAGACACCUUUGAUUAAACUUUCUUGAUAAAGAUAUGGUAUAAAACAUGUUUAUAUAUAAAAAAAUGUGUAAGUAAUGUUCUACACGAUGUAAACAGAUUUAUUUCUUAACUCCUCAAUGUCAAACCAUAUAAUCCUUUUACAUAGAUCUGUAUUGUGCCUUUUAUAUGUUAGCAGAAAGUGCUAAACAGUUGAAAAGCAGGUAGUUUUCUGCAUCGGAAAGUGCUUUAACUAUUGUGAUACUCGUGUCUUCCAACUUGGUGCAUUUUGUACAUUUAUGCAUUUAUACCCCAUCACUUGUACAUGCAGGAUCAACUCAAGUGCCUUUAAUACGCUGUUUUUCGUACAUGCAAAGUAUUUUAUAUCUGUUUUUAGAAUUUACUUUUCGUAACAUUAAGAGUUGACCUUUGGUGCAUUUUAUAUAUACUUGUGAUAUGCCUUUGAUGAAGAUAUCACGGUGGGCAUUUCAUGGAGAAUACUAGAAGUGGUUUUAGUACCUAGAAGACUUUUAGCAGUGAAAAGCGCUCCCAGGUCCGAAAAUACUUGUAGAUCCAAAAUUACUCCUAGUUACAAAAUUGUUCACAGGUAGGAAAUUGCUCCUAGGUGCGAAAGCGCUCCUAGAGAUCUUGAUGAAACAGCCCCCAGAUUAUUUGGCAUUUACUGUUUACUCAAAGGACAUAUUGUUUACUGUUUUAUUGUAAGCCAAAAUACUUUAAUGGAGUCAUAAGUUCAGACUUAUGAUCUUCACUUAUUUUAGAUUAUCAUUUAAGUGCUGCUUAAAUUCUGCCAAGAAGUGAAUAAGCAUUUGAGGAAUCAUUUUCCCUGUAAAUAAAUAUUACAUUUUGGUUACAACAUUACUGUCAGAAUAAAUAAAAGAUAAUCAUUAAAGCAAUGGUUUCAACCAGACCAUAUAAUUUCACAAGGAAUAUUUGUAUUCAUUUUGUUUAUGUUAUUAUAGAAAUAAAUCGAACUGCUCGACUUAGACCGUUCUUGGCAGAGUUUGAGUGGUACUUGGCAGAGUUUGAGUGGUACAUUAGAAUCCCACCAUCACCCGUUCAUGUUAGUCUCAAUCACCCCGUUAUGUCCGUGAAUUCUAUAUUAGUGACCGACUUGGUUCUAAAUUGCAUUUAUAUGUAUCUGUUGAAACUAGAUGUAAAACAUAGCAAUAAACAUUAUAUACGUUUAAA
This is a messenger RNA of Mya arenaria, 8851 nucleotides long. RefSeq names its product zinc finger protein GLI4-like. Gene Ontology annotation, molecular function: DNA-binding transcription factor activity, RNA polymerase II-specific; RNA polymerase II cis-regulatory region sequence-specific DNA binding. The record is from RefSeq and is a predicted model, not a curated record. Gene Ontology annotation, cellular component: nucleus. Gene Ontology annotation, biological process: regulation of transcription by RNA polymerase II. Bases 308 to 5389 code for a protein of 1693 amino acids. NCBI's taxonomy places the organism in Eukaryota, Metazoa, Mollusca, Bivalvia, Myida, Myidae. The transcript has 18 exons.